This is a messenger RNA of Beta vulgaris subsp. vulgaris (sugar beet), 3677 nucleotides long. RefSeq lists its product as uncharacterized. The transcript has 2 exons. Lineage: Eukaryota; Viridiplantae; Streptophyta; Magnoliopsida; Caryophyllales; Amaranthaceae. The coding region runs from base 1644 to 3668 and encodes 674 amino acids. The record is from RefSeq and is a predicted model, not a curated record.
UAAGAUUGAUUUAAAUAUUUUAAGGUAAAAGGGAAUACUAAUGUUAUAAUAGUAAAUCACUUACAUGGUUCUGAUUUAUAUUUUAAGCUUUGGAAUUAAAAGAGAAAGAAAAAAAAUCUCAUCCUUAUACUUCUCACUCUUCCUCGUGUCAACUGUUGUCAACAGACAACACAUUCUAAUCUUCCUUCAUUGUGUCAAAAGGAGAAGAGCUUUCAAAUUGAGUUGUCAAAAUUCCAUGGAAUCUCCACCAUUGAGAUGUAAUCUCCAUAAUUUUUUCUGAUUUUGGGCAAAUCUAAAAACCCCAAUUCUUCAUUCUCACAUCUUCUCUGUUUUCGUCAGUCUGUUCUGCAAUUUUCUUCAACAUGCAAUCCAAAUUUGCUCCUUGUUUCUUCAUCAAAGUUGUAGAGCUCUUCGAGCUAAUGAAUUUAGGCUCAAAAAUUUCUUCAAUCGGAGUUCGUAGCUAGGAGUUAUGAUCUCUGGAAGUUGUAGUUGUUGCUGCCACUGUUGCAGCGUUUUUCUCUCUCCUCUGUUUCGGUAUGGUGCUGCCGCCACUGUUCCGUGGUCUGUUGCUGUGCUGUACGGUCUUGUCAAGGGUUGUGCCGCCGUGAUUUAUGGUGGUGCGGUACUGUUUCCGUGAUUGUCACAAACUAAUUGAUUUUUCUUCUUGAAUCGUUACCUUAGUGUGGUAAGCUUUUGUUUCACUUCUUCCUUUUCAUAUAUGUCCUUUGAUUCAUAAAAGCCAAAAUUGAAAUGAUGUAGUAUAUUGAAUUGAUGAAACUACUUGAGAAUCAGUGGGCAACUUUGAUAAAUGACCUUGUAAAUCAGCUUUGUUAUGGUUACAUUUUCAAUCUAAAGUCUCUAGUAGUAAGUUAAUUAGAUAUGGUGUAAUCUUAAUUUUCAACAACUGAAAGUAUUAACUUUGGGUAAAUUGUUCUUAAACUUAUUUUGGUUUAAUGACUAAGAUAAGAUAGUUCAAGAAGUUAGUAAUCUAUAAUCUGCAGAUUCAAGUUAAUUACUCUUGUUUAAAAAAAAUCUAUUUGGAUGAUUCUUCAAGUACUUUUAAAUUAAAACAGAAUCUAGUUAGAUUUCUGAUUAAACUAAUUAUUUUGGAGAGUUAUAAUGUGAGAUUGAUAGUAUGAGUUGGAUUAUUAGAAGGUUGGUAUCAUUUAGGAAAUCAUCAUUAGCUCAUAAGGUUUAAGAUUGAUUAUUAUCUGUUUGGGCCCAUUAAACCCUUCUAAGAAUAUCAUGCCAUGUGGCACCGCCACCUAAGCACCCUGGGUCCCACCAACUACAGCAUGGCUAAUUCAGGCUUCAUGGGUCCCACCAGAAUCAUCCUUUGAAAAGGUAUCAUCAAUCCCUAAGUGAGCUGUCCUGUCCAGCACACCACUUUCUAGAGAUUCUCACCACUAUAAAUACCUCUUGUCCCAUCAAUGCAAAGUUUUUCUGUGUUUUGCAGGUUUCCGGUGAACUGAUAACCAGCCCUGCUCAGACUUAAGGACUUGCUCAGCACAUAUCAUUAACCUUAAUUUCUAGACGGAAACAGUUUGGCGCCGUCUGUGGGGAUAGUACAAAAAGUUGCUUCGCCACCACUCAGAAGAUUUUACUUGCUACUCAGCAGAAUUCGACCCCAGUGCUAAUUAGCUAUGGCACCAUCCAAGAACGCCCGUAACAAACAAUCUACCCAACCCCAGCGAUCCGAGAGGGAACCUUCACCCCAACAGAGGAGAUCAGCAUGGACUCGAUCCCCUUCGGUUCAUACACUAGACCCUAACCUGGAACUCUCCCAGGAACUGCAGCCUUCCCCCUCUCGGGAAAUACAACGUGUUGACCCCCAACCUCUGCUCACAGCUGACAUAGCACUUAUAGCCGCUCAGCUACAACAGACCGUGCAGCAAAGCAUCAUGCAAAUGCUGACUACCCUCCAACAAGGGCAGGGCCAGAACCAAUUCAGCCUCCAACAACGUGAUGACAAUGUCCCGAGGCCAUCUCAUAGGGAAGAGCGUAACCCUCGCUCCAAUCAUGACCAGCCUAACCGGCAAAGGUCAGCGGCUCGGGAGCCUGUUCGGUCUCAAAGGCCCCCUCCCGGCAAGAUGAGCGCCCUCCACAGGGCGAGAGGUCGGCACAUCGGGAAGCUGCUCUCCGAAGAGAGGAGACCCACGUCUCCAGGUCGCCAAGGGGGGAAUCCUGGCCGCAAGCCGGAAGAUGCUCGAAAUAUUCUUAAUGAGAAACGCCGUAGUCAGGGAUAUGACGCUCGUCAGUUCCUAGAUUGCAAGGCCGCUCAGCGUGAAGGACAUGGUGACUCGGCUCAGUCCAAACCUCUAAGGCUCGGUAAUGGAAGCCUCAAGUUCAUGACCCCGUUCAGCCGAGAGAUCAUUGACACCCCCACCCAAGGGAAAGUCAAAACGCCGCUGAUUGAACCAUUCGCGUGCCUAACCGACCCGGAAGAUCAUAUGGCCACAUAUAAGGCUCAGAUGAGUGUGCAGACCAGCUGCGAGGCCACAUGGUGUCGGUUCUUCCCUACUACGCUGAAGGGGCUAGUACUGAAUUGGUUCCAAGAGUUGCCAGCUGGAAUUAUCACCGAUUUCGCGGUACUCAAGGACAUGUUCACUCACCAAUUCGUGGCCGGAAAGAGGCAAAAGAAGACAAGCUUGCACCUCAUGGGGGUCAAGCAAGAGAAGAAUGAAAGUCUAGCCGACUACAUAAAAAGGUUCAAUGAAGAAUCCUUAAAAGUAUCCGACCUGCAAGAUGCCGUUGCCUUCGCUACUCUCAUGUCCGGAUUGCAGCCUGGCCGGCUCAGAUGGACAUUGGCGGAAAGUGAAGUCAAAACUUUUUCCGAGGCCAUGGCAAAAGCUCAAAGAUUUAUCCAAGCGGCAGACAUUUGCCGUCACUCGGAAGAAGGAAGUAAGAAGAGAAAGGAAGAAGGAAGCAACAGAGAUCAGCCCAAACAGCAGAAAACGGGCGGUAGGUCGGACAGAUUCACUGAUCAUGGAAAUGACCCUCGUUUCAAUAAGAAUCGAAGAGAAAUUUACCUGGACAUCAAGCACAAGUCCAUGCUGCCCAACCCCCCACCCAUCAGCACUUCAGCCUACCGAAGAGACAAAAGCCAGUGGUGUGAGUACCACCGGGAAUGUGGUCAUACCACAAAAGAUUGUACAGAGAUGAAAAAAGGAUUAGAUAACCUUGCCGACCAGGGCAAGCUGAACCGCUACCUCAAGCACACAAGCGAAGAGAAGGGAAAGCAGAAGGUCGGUCAGUCCAAUAGUGGGGACACGGAAGGGUACAUUGGGGUCAUCGCAGGGGGCUUCGCCUCGGGAGGCCUAACCGGUCGAGCUAGGAAAGCCCACCUCCAAAACCUUAAGCACCAAGUGCUAGAAGUCAAGCCAAGCCGGUCGGACUGUCCCAUAAUGACAUUCGGGGAAUCCAGUCGGCCCGUCAGUGUACCCCAUGAUGACCCCCUGGUCAUCGAGCUCAAAGUAGCCAACUCCCGGGUCAGACAUGUCUUGGUUGACAGUGGGUCAUCCGCCGAUAUCAUAACUCUGGAAUGCCUGAAGAAGCUGAAGUACAGUGAGAAGGAUGUCACGCCACUCGCUCGAUCAGCCACUCAUAGGCUUCGGGGGAAACUCUGUACAGCCUGUCGGGUCGAUAAAGCUCCCCACUCGGAUGGGUGAGAAAGGCAA